UCUCACCGAGCCAUGAAAUUGGCGCUUGCACAAAUGUAGCGGCGUUGAGCGAACUGCACCUAGGAGGAAUCUCUGUCGUUUCACAGGAAUGUCAGAUCAUCCCCUGCUUGGUUCAGUUGAUUGCAGUUCCCGCUAUGAUGUCACCUCUAGCAGAAGGAGUGAUGAUAGUCCAACUCUUCCUCUAGAUGUCAUUGACAGACCAAUCACGGAGAAGAGCCUUCUCCAUAAGUUGGACCUUCGAGUGGCAUUCUUAGUUCUGGUUUACAUUAUGAACAUCAUGGACCGUUAUAAUGUAGCUGCAGCGAGGCUGCAUGGUUUCGAGGAGGACCUUGGCAUGACAGGGAACCAAUUUAACACACUUAUCAGCAUUCUUUAUGUGGGGUAUUUGUUGACGCAGGCACCUUCUAACAUGAUCUUACACCGCAUGAAAAGACCAUCACUUUACCUGUCGAGCUGCAUGAUAGCAUGGGCUGCUAUCACCAUGUGCAUGAGUGCGGUGCCAACAUACCAUGCUGCUCUUUUCUUGCGCUUUUUUCUUGGAUUCGUAGAGGCGACAUUCUUUCCCGGAGCUGUGUUCCUUCUUUCACAAUGGUACAAGAAAAAUGAACUAGGGUUACGCAUAGCAGUUCUUCUUUGCGGCAGCUCCAUCAGUAAUGCUUUUGGUUCUCUCAUUGCGUCGGGGAUUUUAGGAAGCCUAGACGGUACACUAGGUUUUACAGCUUGGAGGUGGCUCUUCUUUGUGGAAGGCGCUUUGACCAUUGUGAUCGCAGUGUCUGCGAUCUGGAUUUUACCCGACUUUCCUUCAACACCGAGCAUCUGGCUUUCGCCCGAUGAACAGAUGCUGGCCAAACGACGGAUGGAGGAAGAAGUUGCGGUUGUCGAGCGCGAAAGCAAGCCUGAAGAGAACUUAUCUGGUCUUACCCAGGCUCUUAUAGAUUGGAGGGUAUGGUGGCUUGGUGUUACUCUUCAUUUGAUAGCUUGCUCGCAGUCAUUCACCAUUUUCUUCCCAACCCUAUCCGCUACAAUGGGUUACAGCGCGACUGCUAGCCUUUUGCUCUGCGCACCUCCAUGGAUUUUGGGAACCGCAACCUCAUUUGUUGUGGCCAGGCACUCCGACAUAACUGGUGAUCGCUUCUGGCAUAUUGUCGGUCCUCUACUCGUCGGCAUUGCUGGGUUUAUGAUCGCGAUUUCAACGAUGAAUACGGCUAUGCGAUAUCUGUCACUAUUCUUUAUGGCUCAGAACACAGUCGCCUUUGUUGUUUCUUUGGCUUGGGUCAUGGAUACAUUUUCCCAAUCACAGUCUAAAUGCGCUGCGGCUGUCGCACUGAUAAACACCAUGUCAUCAGCUGGCUUCAUCAGUUCAUCAUACAUUUGGCCUUCCAGUUGGGGACCUUCAUAUGUGAACUCGUAUCUCAUUUGCAUCUUGGCAAGCGUCGCGUGCAUUGCGAUGUGCUGGGUGUUUAGGGAGCACCUUUCCCGGUGUAAUGAAGCUGCUGAAGCUGAAGAGAACGUUCUAGGGCUACCUAAGGGUUUUAGAUAUCUCCUCUAGAGCGUAGUUGGGAACUGAUGGGAUCCCGUCAGUGAGAAUAUAUAUGAAUCGAUACCAGGGCACGAGCCUGAGAGAUCCCGGAUAUCUUAUUUGACGAGUCAUAAAUUGACGAU
This is a messenger RNA of Suillus subalutaceus, 1662 nucleotides long. Its product is annotated as MFS general substrate transporter. Gene Ontology annotation, molecular function: transmembrane transporter activity. Lineage: Eukaryota; Fungi; Basidiomycota; Agaricomycetes; Boletales; Suillaceae. The transcript has 11 exons. Gene Ontology annotation, cellular component: membrane. The record is from RefSeq and is a predicted model, not a curated record. The coding region runs from base 89 to 1549 and encodes 486 amino acids. Gene Ontology annotation, biological process: transmembrane transport.